GGGGCCUGUUGCACAAAAGUAGAAUUAAGACAUCCGGGAUAAAUGACUCAGCUGAGCUCAAUGAAGCCAAAACAUGUGCGUCCAGGCUUAAUUGGUUGCACAAAGACCAAGCCAGGAUGAGCAGACACGGAUUCAUUAAGCCAGGUGAAACCAAUCCUGAUAGGUGCGCGCUCACGGCUCACUCAAAUAGACCCCGCCACAGAUCACAGAUUAACUGAUUUACCAUGGCAACUAGAGCCGCGUACUUUUCCCCGUCGGAAGCACAAAUCCUCAUGGAGGCAUACCAGGAGGUAAAAGAUAUAAUUAAGAAGGAAGGCAACACCGCCACAGUGAUAAAGCAAAGAGAAAAAGCGUGGCAAAGUAUUGCAGACCGCCUGAAUGCGUAAGUAGUGCACAAUUACACACUCACCGCUCCGCUGAAACAUCACAAUUACAAUUCAAAUAUUUAAUUCACAUCUCCAAAAAUGCAGUUGUACUGUAAUUAUGAAACGGUUAAAUUUUUAAUUGAAAUGCACUGCAGAUAUGAGUGAAAUUGUGUAAAGUAACUCCAUCACACUGUAUAAAGCUAUGAUACAUUUUUUGAUAUUUUUACUGAAAACAAGACAAAAAUACCAAGUAAUUUUUUGCAGUGUGACUCCAUUAAAUGUGUGUGUGUGUGUGUGUGUGUGUGUAGAUUAAACAUGAACGGGCCAAAACGGACAUGGCAGCAGGUCAAAAUCAAAUACAAGAACAUUCUGCAGAAUGCAGUGAAAAAGAAUACCCACAGACAAGGCACGGGUGGUGGGUCACCAAAGGCUGACCUUACCCCAGCAGAGGACAUGGCCUUGGAGCUAAAUAAAGGCAGGCCCGUCUUAGAGGGGAUCCCUGGGGGGAAAGAGACGAGCAUAGGUUCCUCCCAAGAUGCCACCCGCUUCAUUCAAGUGCCUGGCAGCACUGUGUUCCUGUUAGAGCCACCAGCACAAGCACCAGACGAUGCUGAUCCAGGUGAAGGCCCCAGUGCAGCAGCAACAGCACAUGAUGGAGACGAUGAUGAGGAGGAGACCAUCUCUCUGGAUUCCAGAAGGCAUGAGGACCCAGAUGCUAUACAGUGGGAAAACCAGCCUGGCAACAUAAGCUCACAAGCUAUCAGAAAGUUGUAUGGCAACCACCUCCGGCGCCAAAUAGAACUGGCAGACAUAGACAUUCAGUACAAGAAGAAAAAGAUGGAAAAUCUUGCACUGGAGUCCGAAAUAAAAAAGAGGACAAUUAGGAAACUGGACCUUGAAAUAAAAAAACUUGAGAGGGAGCUCCAAGAAGAUGACACAGCUCAAAAUAAAAAUUAGGUAUAUUCUCGUAAAGUCAAGUGAGCCAUGACAUAUGAGCUCUUAUUGUGAGCACACAGGACGGUGGCAUCUUUCUAAGGUUUUUUUUAUUUUCCCAGCAAUCAGUACAACCAAGUCAUCGUUAUAAGGCAUCGCCCUCUUUUGCCCACCCCCCCAGCACCAGGUGUGGCCACUAGCCUAUAUGAAGGCCCAAAAUUGUGUGUUCCUUUCUGCUCUGACAAUGGCAUGCCCAUUCGUGCGAGAUGUGGUGGAUGAAGAAGCACUUGUGCUGAGGAGAGCCUUCAGGCGAGAAAGGGUCUUCAGGGACCGGUUGGACCCACUGGCCUUCCCUGAUGACCAUCUAUAUGAAAGAUACAGGUUUUCUGCAGAUGGCAUCAGGUAUCUAUGCAGACUACUGGGUCCCAGGAUUAAGCACCGCACUGCACGGAGCCAUGCACUGAGUGUGGAGCAAAUGGUUUGUGUGGCCUUGCGCUUUUUUGCUAGUGGAGCCUUCCUGUACUCAGUGGGGGAUGCUGAACAAGGCCACAAUUUGCCGCACAAUAAGGAGUGUGUGUCUGGCUAUCAAAGCAUUAGCAGAUGUCUUCAUCUCCUUCCCUGGCCACAGAAGACUCUGUGACAUCAAAGAGGAGUUCUAUAGGAUUGCAGGUUUCCCCAAUGUCAUUGGUGCAGUGGACUGCACACACAUAAGGAUAAAAGCCCCCUCAGGUGCCCAUGAGGCCGAUUUUGUGAAUAGGAAAUCCUUUCACAGCAUUAAUGUUCAGAUGGUCUGCAAUGCUGACUGUGUGAUCAGCAAUGUUGUGGCAAAAUGGCCUGGCUCAGUCCAUGACUCCAGAAUCUUUCGGGCCUCUGAAAUCUAUCAGUGCCUAUCACAAGGUGAAUUCUCUGGUGUGUUGCUGGGAGACAGGGGUAUGGCUGCCAGCCUUUUCUCCUGACACCUUUCACAGACCCCCAGGAAGCACAGCAGGCCUACAACCAUGCCCAUGCCAGGACCAGGGCCAGAGUUGAAAUGACCUUUGGCCUCCUGAAGGCACGCUUUCACUGCCUUCACAAAUUAAGGGUCAGCCCUGUUAGGGCAUGUGAUAUUACUGUGGCUUGUGCUGUCCUCCACAAUGUGGCCUGCCUGAGGAAGGAGAGGGCCCCCAGAGUGCCACCAGCCAUGGACUGGGACAAUCCGGCAAUCUUCCCUGAUGACGACAGUGGUCGGCUGCUGAGGGACCAAUAUGUGUUGAAUUAUUUUAGUUAGUAUGUGUGCUUUCAAUUUUGGUUAAAUAUGUCCUGCGGUGGCAGAGGAAUUUUGU
Messenger RNA from Oncorhynchus nerka (sockeye salmon), 2620 nucleotides. RefSeq lists its product as uncharacterized. The record is from RefSeq and is a predicted model, not a curated record. Lineage: Eukaryota; Metazoa; Chordata; Actinopteri; Salmoniformes; Salmonidae. Bases 681 to 1322 code for a protein of 213 amino acids. The transcript is spliced from 10 exons.